AUGGCGUCCCGAGGCGCUUCCACAUCUGGGCGAGGGCCACGAGUUAAAAGACUAAAGCCUGAUCCGCCUGGCUCUACGCUUUCUUCCCUUGAGUCGCUCGAGGCGUUGAGGCAUCGCUUCGGGAUAUCCGAGGCGGUGGAGUUUGUUGUUCCCGAGAAGAGCGACCGAGCCGACAAGCCUCCAGGGAAUCACUUCACUCUGUACGAGGCGUUCUUCGAGCUUUGCUUUCUCUGGUUCCCGAUCCCCGGAGUGAUCCUCGAAUACCUUUGGAAACACGGGAUCUCGAUUGGGCAGAUUAUGCCGAGGGGAUUACGGCAUAUGAUCGGCAUUUUACUCCGAAGCUUCGAAUGCGGUCUUGACAUCGAGCUGAAUCACCUGCUGAACUUGCUGGAAAUCAGGAAAGCUCCGAAAGGAAAUAGGUUCUAUAUUUCCAACAAGGCGAAGCGACGGAUUAUUGGCGGUUUUCCCAGCAAGGAUCAGUUUUGGACUCAACGCUUCUUCUACGUCUUGGUGAACGAGGCGUCGGUCGGCGAAGAUUACGUUCACGGAACCAAGACCGCUUGGGGACCACUUGUUCGGUGCUAUCUUCCCCCGAUUCCCGACGACCUCUUUACUGUUCGAGACUUUCUUUCGGCGCGGAAGGUUAAUUGGAGAAAAAACUUCACCCUCGAAAGAGUAGAAAAAGCGCGAGCCAUCCUUGCCGGAGUCCCCGUCAGUUCUUCGUCCUCAAGUUCUUCGAGAGAUACCCGGGAGAAGAUGGUGGUAAUCGCCCUUAGAGAAAAGAAGAGGCGCGAGGAAGAGGAAUCCGCUAUACGAGCUGCCGAGGCGGCUCGCGCGUAA
This is a messenger RNA of Eutrema salsugineum, 840 nucleotides long. RefSeq lists its product as uncharacterized. The transcript has 2 exons. NCBI's taxonomy places the organism in Eukaryota, Viridiplantae, Streptophyta, Magnoliopsida, Brassicales, Brassicaceae. The record is from RefSeq and is a predicted model, not a curated record. Bases 1 to 840 code for a protein of 279 amino acids.